Messenger RNA from Microdochium trichocladiopsis, 3394 nucleotides. RefSeq lists its product as uncharacterized. Bases 1 to 3057 code for a protein of 1018 amino acids. The record is from RefSeq and is a predicted model, not a curated record. The transcript is spliced from 2 exons. Lineage: Eukaryota; Fungi; Ascomycota; Sordariomycetes; Xylariales; Microdochiaceae.
AUGGAUCACCAGCGCCUUCCAAGACGAUGUGCCAGCCACGGCUCACUAGGUCGUGGGCACGCAUCAAAUCGAAGACCAGCACACAGCCUUUCGAUCCGCAGGCCACUGCACAAGCCCCUGCGUGCUGUCAACGAAAACUCAAUCCUGCUGCCGUCCCCUGGUGCCCUGGAGGGUAUGCUCAAGACAACCACCGAAACGGGAGACAUUGGCAUGUGGACAAUCAAACCUGUGCUGCCUUCCUCAAAGCGCAAGGAGUCCAUCUCGUAUAUGACCAGACCUCUCCCGUUCCAAGAGAAUUCAUUUCUCAACGACGGAGCCAAGUGGAACGAGACUCGUGGACUCAACAGGAGUCAGACAACAUCUGAAGCACAAUCUCUGUAUACGUCUGGAAGCCAAAAGUCGGUCAACAGCACGCUACCAUCAACCUCGACAGUCGAGCAUGGUCACCGAUCGUUUUCGAUGACUACUUGCGGCUCCAGGCACCUGCCUCAUCAAGCAUCAAGCCUCACAAUGAAAACGCAGGCCAGCAGCCUUCAGCUUCAACGGCCGAGAUCACCAUUUCCCUAUCCGACACGAUUGAGGCGGCCCGGUGUGCGACCGGCAUCACCCGCGCUCACGGAGACAGGCCUUGUUGACUACAGCCGCAUGGUCGAGAUUGACCGGAUCUCUUCCAGAACUGAACACGGCUCAUUUCGUUCCAUCGAUCCCACAAGAUCAUGCAACCGUGUACCACUUGGUCUCCGAACGGAGGUGAAUGGCUCUACUCCACCGCUCCAGGAUCGUGGCAUCUUCACGGACGAUCGUGCACUACGCGCCCCAUAUCCCCGAACCAUGUCUGCUGCCUCAAUUGCAUCUUGGAACGCUCGAAACCGCUUUCACACCCAACCGGUCGAGCCCAGAGCUUUCAGCUUGACCUCGGCAGCUCAAAUCCCCCCUCAUUUCGACCGCAAAGUCACGCCUGUAACUAGCCCACAGCCCACUUCGUCCACAGCGGAUGCUCGGUACUAUGAUUAUACCGAAGAUUUCGAGAAGAGAGAACCUGGCUCAGAGAGUGCUACUUCCCGCAGGUUGACCAAUUUUUACCCCGUGGGCCGCGAUGCGAGAGGAGUGCAGAGGCUGAGCGCUUAUGAGCUCGAUCAGGACACGGAAGAUCGACAGUCACACUUUUCCACUGCCAAAAGCCAGAUUCCCGGUUCCGAGAUACCAAAGCCUCUUGAUGAUGCCCCUAGUCAUACACACGCUCGGCCCGCCAGCUUGAGCUCUCUAGCGGAACAGGAUGACAACAAUGAACAAGGCAUGACUUGCAAAGGGUGGCACGCUAUGCCAAACACGCUCAGGCAAGAGCCUGUGUUUCGUGUCAAUGACAUCGAUCUACUUCCCUCGCAGCUCGCUCGCAGCUCGAUUGAUACAUUCGACCCCAACAUGGACAUGGACAGUAGAGACAUGCCACUUUUCAGUUAUUCGUGCUAUCGACCGUCCACCGUUCAACAAACACAUGCGUGUGCUCUAAGCCGCCAAGUCCAGGUCAGGACAAGAUCAACGCCCACAAUACACAACGAGCAAGGAGUUAUCGUCGGCGACGAGACCGGAGAAGAUUCUGAUUAUCAGGAUUCCACAGGAGAUGAUAGUGGUGCAGCACCUCUGAACUGCCAGACAAGCUCAGGGUAUAUGCUGAAGCCGCAGGUCACACCGGCGCUUCCCGACGGAGGCCCGAGCAGCGAUGCUCCUACCGGUGGUCAAAACGGUUACUCUGAGCUGACGACAGAGAGCCGACAAAGUCCCCGUGUGGUUGCCGCCAAUGUUGCGUCUCCCACAGAUCCAAUAAAUGUGAUGGGGCAAGGAGACCAGGGACUUUGCCCGGAAUCUACUGAGCGUCGCUGUCGCAUUCCGAGAAGCAUGACCGAACCGGGCCCGCUGAAUCACAAGGGUUCUAACGUAGUCCUUGCGGACGCCAUGGACUCUUCGACGGUACAUUCAGUUCUUGUUUCAACUUUUGGGCAUAAGCGAGGACGAGGCAAUUUCGCCAGAAUCAGUGAUCCCCUGCCGACAAAAGCUUGCAUAGAUGGUUCAGACUCAGUCAGUCUUUCGUGCACGCCGAUAGCGCUUGUUCAGCCAAAACCAAUUUCUGCUAGCCGUCAACUUAAGGUGAAGAACAGCAUACCACAUCUGAUGAAAGCCCUGCCUCCUGCCCCAGGGUGCGACCAAGCUAGCACAUCUCCAGAUCCGGCAUUCAGCGACAAUGGGGAGUCCUCAGAGGUUCUCAAGCCGUACAAGUGCACCUCCACAGUAGUAGCACGCUCCCAAGAUGGUCCAGAGCAAGACCCUGCCUCAAACCUGGGCAACAGUCAUGCUGGCCACCCACGAACAGGCCAUCCGAAGUUGAGAUUGAAGAUGAGACUGUCACCUACCCCUUCGGCAAUAGACAAUGGUAUGCCUGCAAACAGUUCCUCAUCACGAGCAGCCCACAAGCCGCCGCAGCGGUUGAGAUUGAGAUCCUCACCCAGCUCGCGAAAGUCGACAUCUCGAGAUGAUACGACCGAGCACGCUGCCAUUUCAGCUUAUGUUAUGCGACCUGCUCAGAUUUUGGGGAAUGGUCAACCAAAGGGGUCUGGUGACGGUAUACAGGUGCCAUUGACAAUAAAAGCGUCUCAAGAAGUUUACGAAAGGCCUGUGAAACAGAACGCAUGUCCAGGCACCGCAGAAAUCUGGGAUUCGGGAUCAGCAGUGCAUGACGCAUCUUUACCUAACAAGACCGCGCUCAAGCUCAAGAACCGGAUGUUGAGUGUGCUGCGCUGGCUGGACGAAACUCACGACCCACGAAGUUCUGAUAUCAUGACUGCAACAGAAAGCCUUCAAACAGAGCAAAGUCUUCGCUGCAAGAACGAGUCUGUCAAGAACCUGGGCAUCAACGGUGGGAUAUCGCAAGCUGGACCUCCAGACCUAAGAUGGCCGCACAAGAGUUUGAGAAAAGUGGUUCGAGCCAGGAUUGUCCGGCUGAUUGAAGAUGCUAAAGGAGCCGUGCGAGGCCGUAUCAAAAGACGAGCUUGCGAUGUGUGACUCAUGGUCACACGACGAGUCUCAGGCGACUCGGCCAUUCCUGCAAUUCAUGCCACAGAUCGUGCACACUGCACGAAUGUCAUAGGUACCUUUUUGGGCUGAAAGCUGCCGCCACGUACUAAUAUUAUGUCUAUGCGGGAUUGCGGCAGUCUGGAUUUUGGUAAUACGUGAGGAGAAACGUUGACUGGUGUGGAUGAGGCUGAGGCUGAGGUUGGGGAGUUACCUUGGGAACUGGUACGAUCCCGGGAAGAGGUACAAUGUAUCAUUGCUAAGAGCUGAUAGACUUUUCACUGCCAGUAAGCAUAAAUAGCAAAAUCAUCCUUGUCGUGGAACUACC